Ceraceosorus bombacis is the source of this 299-nucleotide messenger RNA. Lineage: Eukaryota; Fungi; Basidiomycota; Exobasidiomycetes; Ceraceosorales; Ceraceosoraceae. The record is from the annotation of a GenBank genome assembly.
AUGCACAUCAGAUCCCGUUGGGAUGAUGUGAGGGCGUCAAGGGGCUCGCUGCUGAAGCGCGAUGAAGUGGAGCUCAACGAACUUUGGGACCUGUGGAGCGAGCAAAGAUGGAAGAAGCAAAAGGUUGUGAUGAUUCAUAGGUCGGGUGACAUGGUCGAACCUGCUUUGCCCAUGAAUAAGCAAUCACGACUCACGACCACGAGUGGCCCGGGCCGCAGCAAGCCUCACCUCAUGUGGUCGGCCGCAUCAACACGUCCUUUGCCUGCACAACAGCACAUCCUGUCAUUCGCAUUCCGUAA